Messenger RNA from Monomorium pharaonis (pharaoh ant), 7622 nucleotides. RefSeq names its product protein FAM13A. Bases 1689 to 4286 code for a protein of 865 amino acids. The transcript has 12 exons. NCBI's taxonomy places the organism in Eukaryota, Metazoa, Arthropoda, Insecta, Hymenoptera, Formicidae. Gene Ontology annotation, biological process: signal transduction. The record is from RefSeq and is a predicted model, not a curated record.
GAGUUUCGGUGGCGUCGAUAAAGGAGCGACCGAGUCGAGGACGGAUGGACGGACGGUCAGUCAGUCGAUCGGUCGUUCUGGUCUCGCCUCUCGAUUCUCGCGAGUCAGUCUCCCUUUUACAAACGCAUAACUGCAAUAUGGCGGAACGUGCAUCCGCGCCGGCACCGAUCUGUCUCUCGCAGUGAUUCGCGCUGAUAUCCCCGAAGUCGUAAAAACGCGUGCGGAACGCACGCGACGCGUACGUACAGGUCGCGUUCAUACAGGCGAACGCACGUCGAUACACACACCACACACACACACACACACACACACACACAUACACAACACACACACGUACACACGCGCGCGCACACACACACACACACCACACCACACACAUACACACAUUACACAUAUAUAUCUCUCCCUUUCUAUAUCCCUCUAUUAUAUAUAUUCUCUCUCUCUCUUUCUCUCUUACUCGGAAGUUCUCCGGCCUCCGCGUAUCCCGCACUCCGGAUAUCUUGCGCUCUCGCGAGACACGCUCGGCGCCGACCUCGGAGUUAUUAUCGAUCCGCGUCCCGUGCCGGUGGCGAUGUGCCGCCGCGGAUGAUGGAGCUGACGCCGCAGGCCGCGUCCCCGCGACACGCUCGUCGCUGAAGGAAACAAGUGGAAGUGCAUCGCCCGACGACGCUCCGUGUCCGGUGUCGUCCGCCGUCCGGUCGCCGUCCGAGAGCGCAGCGGGUGCAGUAAGCGCCCGAGCAGGAGGUACGUAGACCAUGCCAGGGCCAGGGGCGGAGUGGUGACCUAGACCUCAUCCCGGCUCCGACCCUCGAUGCUUACGCUACGGCUGGUGUCGACUCACUUCCUGAAGCAGCCAUAGGCAGUGCCCUUUGCCUAAGAGAAAGGGCUCGAUGCGAUGUGCCGUGAUAGGGACAUGAACCCAGAACUACUAGUCGAAUUGCACGAUCUCCGCUCAACGGCGUUGUCGUCGCCGACGCCGUCGUCGUAAAUAAAAGCAAAAAAAAAAAAAGACGAGGACAAACACGGUUGUUCGAAAUUUUCACGCGCACGCAAGAAGGACUUUUCUUCUUCAUCGACGGCCCUUCUAUCUCUCUCUGCUGCGAGAAUUCACUCUCGCACAUAUAUAUAUAUAUAUAUACACACAUAUAUAUAUAUACAUACAUACAUACAUACAUACAUACAUACGUACAUACAUAAAUACAUACACACACACACACACACACGUCACACGCACUCCCCCCACGAGUCGUUCCUUGCCCUUCCAAUCACGAAGACAAAACGAGAGCGACUCCUCUUUUCGCGUUAUAUUCUGAGAUAAAUUAAAAUCUCGACGAACGGAACGGGCUACUCUUCUUACGUUAAGCGAGGAAGUGUGCAACACGGGUCUCGUGUUCGGUACUUGGUACUCGCGGUAUUCGACAUAAAUCCGUGAUCCGAGUCGCCGGAACUGGCCGGAUCGAAGGAGCACGAUCGUAACCCGGAAGAGACGUUAUCAGUACGUAUUCACGGCGAAUCCAGACGGAGGGAAGAAAGGAGAGAGGAGCAGGACGAGACACCUGCCACGUCGAGCUCAGUGUACUUCAACCUGUGGAGGGUCGCGAGAGAGUGCAUUUGCGGCAGCGGGUCGCGGUGCAGACAAAGUGGGAUGAGACGCCCUCAGCAAGAACAUCAUCAUCAUCACCAUCAUCAUGGAUCCUCAACAAGUCCCACGUGCUCUCGUCAAACACACGAUAAGUACUCGCAAAUACGCAAGGCCUAGGCGGCCUAACACAUCCACGUCGCUCGCGUUUCAGGACGAGUCUCGUCUCGCUCGCGUAAAGCGCGUCCUGGCGGGUUCGCUGUUGGGCCGCGGUGCUGGCUCCAGCAGGAUCUUCGGCACCCGGCUGGAGCUGAUCGAGUCGUACCUCGACACGGGCGUACCGUACGUGGUGCACCGGCUAUGCAGCUACAUCGAGGUGCACGGCUUCCAGAGCGCGGCGGUGUUCCGUCUGUCGGGCGGCAGUCCCCGGCUCGCGGAGCGGCUCAGGGCGGCUUUCGAGCGGCGGGGUGACGCCGAUCUGGAGGCAGCCGGGUGCCCGCCGACCGCCGCGACCCUACUUCGCCAAUAUCUGAAGGAAUUGCCGCAGCCGGUCGUGCCAUCCACCAUUGUCGGCAGACUGCUCAGCAUUCACACCCAAAACUACGCGAACGACCACGACUCGUGGAUCACCUCGACGAAGGAGCAGCUGUCGACGCUGCCGUCCUCGCAUUAUCGCCUGCUCGGCUAUCUGACGAUCUACCUUAGUCGAUACGAGGCGCGACAUGGGCGCAGCGCCGGAGUCUGCGGUGUUUUCGCACCUGUCAUCCUGCCCCAUGUGCCGCCCGCGACCACCCUUCUGCGCGACAUCCUUGCCGAGGCGCUGGUGCUGUUUCCUGACUGUAUCCGUGAGAAUACGGUGAACGGCUUGGUACCUGCCGGCGACUGCAAGAUCUGCAAGGAUACGAGAGACGAGCCAAAGGACUCCGAGGGUGUUUCCCUGCUCUGCGCACUGAAACCACGUAAGCGCAAGGAACGUCGCGAAUCCUGCUGCCAAGAACGGAAGCUAAUAAGGAGCAGCAGUGAGGAACGUGUUCUCGACAGUCCCACCGACGUUGCAGAUACGAUCAGACGUGUGAGCAGCCACGAAGAUUUCAAUAGUCAGGAACAUUUGCACAUUUUAUCGCAACUUGGUCAAGACAUGGGUCACGGCGUGAGAUGUAGUGGAUUACCGCUCCACGAGAGAACCAAUGUUUCGCCGGUGUCGAAAAAAUCAUCAUCGGUGCCGUCGCCGUGCGAGGUGGUUGUAGCGACUGAAAAAUAUGACUGCGACGCUGAAAGAUUGAGAAACAGCGAACGCUUCAGCAGAAGUAUCACCCCGAGAGGCAGAAGACAAGCACGUAGAAGAAGAGUGCAUAGAGUUCCGGAUAUUGAUCAGAGUUCCAGCAAGGAAAACGAAGAGUCUGAGAAUAUGUACAUUUCUAAUGUAUCACCGAAUCCCAAUAAUCAUAAUGGCUUACCAGCUCAAAGCUUUCUAGAGAUGUUAAGCAGCGGACCGAGCAGAUCACCUUCGCCAGCUCGUCCGCCUACUGUUGAUCACGAAGAUGUAAAUAAUCCCAGUUUGACGAAUUGGGGCUUUCAACAUUUGGAAGGAAACGAAGAAGCCGUGGAAGCUCGAGUGGAAGCUAUGCUCUCGCCGAGAAACUCGUUGUUGCUUCCUAGGAGAUUUUAUUCCGAGGAAGAAAUACAGUCGAACACGCUUAAUCCGUCAGAAAUGGGAUUGAAGAACCUUGCAAAGCACAUUAACGGCCUCAAGAAGAAGAUCAAGAAGUAUGAAGAAGAAUUUGAGGAGAACUUUGGAUAUCGACCGAGUCAUUCUGACAAAAUGAGUAAUCGCGACAUCAAACGGCUGUGUGUAGAGCUGAAUAAGUUACGAAAAGAACACAAGUUACUGAAGGAAGAUCCAAUAGGUGCGCUACUAGCCAACGCCAACAAUCGACUAAAUACCACCGGUAGUCCUAUAAACAACAACAAUGGCCACGAGAAAACUCGGGCGACGUCGAUAGAAGAGGUGGUCAAGGAGGCGGAGAAGAAACUCAGCGAAAAACGCAUCAAGUACAAUCGACCUGAUAACAUGGAAGAGCUCAAUUAUGAUCAGUUAAUGGACGAAAAGACGGCUGUGCAGAAGGCAUUACUCCAUAUUGAGAAUACUUUCGGUAGACCAGUAUCGAAGGAAGACAGAACAGUUGUACGGCCACUAUACGAUCGAUAUAGAACCUUAAAGAGACUGCUCAUCAGAGCGGGCGCGAGCAAAAACAAAGACAGUGUUUCGGAACUGGCCACGAUCUUGGAACACGAAACAAUGGAUUUUACGUCGUCUAGCUUACCGGGAAAUCCCGUAGAGACUGACAGAAGAGCUAGUGAACCUGAUAUGUCGCAUCGAGGUAUCUUGGACUGUAUCGAUCCCAUGGAUCAAUUGCCAACUGAUAGUGAUAGUCAGCAUAGCAGCAGUGAAGGUAGUCGUGGUGCUGGUGAAAUUCUGCACGCUCUUCCCCAAGAAGAAUUACUGAUACAACAACGAGCUACUCGAGAGGAAAAGAAACGGCUUCGCAGAGCGCUGAAGGAAUUAGAAGCACAGUUCGAAGCCCGAGCUGGACGUCGCAUGCAACGCGAGGAUCGUGGGCCGCAAGUCACCACUGUGUAUGAAUCCUACAAACAGGCUAAAGCAAAACUGAGACUGAUUGACGCUCUCAUAGCCAAGAAAGCUUGACGUAGUAUUUAAUUCACGAAUAAUGGCAACAUGCAACAACAUUGUUGAAACUUUUAAAUGAACUUUGAAUGCUGUCGCGCUACACAGACACAUUCAUCGCCGCAAUUUCUGUAUCGUGCGGUAUAUUAAUAAAAAAGGCCUGAAGAAGCAAUAUCUGCUGAAGCGAAGACUACUGCUAUAACGUAACAAGAAUUGAUCAUCCAGAAUCAAAAGAUUUUGAGAACAAAAACGUGAGAGUGGAUGCUUGCAAAUGUAGGAUUUACUUCACUUUUGUAAGAUCGUACAUACCGUAUGUGUAUCUUUUCAUGCGAUUUUCUUUUGAUCGCAGAUUUCAUUCAUGCGUUACAUCACUGUGGAAAUACCGGAUGUUUUCAAUGUUAAAAUAAUAAAUUUUUUUACAGUAUCGUUUUUGAUCAACAUAAUCGAUAUGUUGAAAAAGUGACGCAUAAACGGACAAUUUAUAGUGAGCAAUAGUAUAUCUACAGAAAAUAAAAGCAUGAUAGUACAUUUGAAUUUUUAAGCUCUAAUAAUUCUACAACGUAAAAUGGUUAUUACGAUGUGAUAUAUCGUAAUUGUUCGAUGAAAUAAUCGAGUAUCUUGUACACUGGUUCACUUUGUAUUUGAUGUGUUUGUUUGCAAUGGAAGAUUUCCAUUUGUCCUCCAUUCAUUUCAUUGCGUAUGCAUUAGAAUACAAACUGGAUGCUUAUUUUGAUAUAUUUACAAUUUAUAAAAUUGAUCAGUUAUAAAUAUAUAAAAAAUGUACUUAUAUUUUAUAUAUAUAUAUAUUAUAUUUGUUGCAAAGAUUUCUAAACUUGUUUGUACUUAAAGUGUCAAGUUUUAUAGCGAUUAACGCAAGAACAGAUAUCGAACAAACAAGACUCGACUUGUCACUUUAAUUGUUAAGACAAAUCAAGAUUUUUCCGGCAUAUAAGAACGUGUAUCGUACAAUUACGAGAUACGUAUCAGUAUAUUUAUUUCUCAGUCCGAUAUAUUUUAUUUUUGUAAUGUUUAUAUUUCGAAAGGUAUAAGAUUUAUUUUUUAUUUUAAGAAGAAUAUUUUGUUUAAUUUUACUAUAAUGCCGGUUGACUUCUUCUCACGCUGACGAUAAUUAUUGUAUUGAUAAGACUUAAAAGAGAAAUAGAGGAGAGAGAGAGCGGGUAUCCAUAUAAUGAUUAGCGUUUACAGUGGGCCCGAUAUUUAUUUUGUCACAUCUUAAAAUAAUUGCUGAAAUCUAACGCUGAAAGAGUAAAGAACGAAUCUGUGGGGUUACUCGUAAUGUAUAAGUACCUUGUAAGAGAUAUCACAUGUUGUAAUAUUGUAGAGUACUAUAAAAUGUUACGAUCUUAAUAAGCGUAUUAAAAGAGAAAGAAAGAAAAAGAAUAUUCAUUAAGAGAAGCUCGUUGAUUUUUGCGUUUAUAUUUUUGUACAAGUACGAUUUUAAGGCCGUUCGCAAUGUAUACACACACAACCGAUUAGGGACUACUAUCGUUAAAAACGCCUUAAAAUUCCACUUGGAUCGAUUUUUUCAUAAUAGAAUCUCGGGAAUCAAGGGUGCUAAUGGCUUGAGUUCUACCGUAUGCCGACUAAUACGAAAGAAAUGCUUUGCGAAUCUCACUGACGAUGAGUUGCAACCGCGCCGAAGAUUUUUUUUCUCAUUUUACCACGACACAGCAACGAAAUCAGCUACCGUUUCAGAAUCGGAAAUUCAUCAUUAUAAACAUGAGACACAAAAGCAGCGAUGGUUUUCAUUCUUUUGGCAUCAAGCAAGAAACGAAAAUCGACGAGGAAACUCGCCGAUUUCGCGUACCCGUGGGUAAAAUUAACUUUUUCGAAAAUAAUGAUACACUGGUGGCAGCGAAGCCAUUCGUGAACACACGUAUAUAUAAAUGCGAAAUACAUGUCCGUUCUAAUUAACAAAAAUGAGUAAGAAACAAGGAAAAGGAAAGAACAAGACAAUUUUUUAGACCAAAGCAUUUUUUAGUCUGUGAUAUAAUGAGAGAUAUAUUUGCGUUAAGAUGAAAGAAUGUGUAUGUGGAGUACUUGGUUCCGUUUCUGUUUCCUUCUUCUUUUUGUGAAAACAAUUUUGGAAAAGAUCGAGAUAAAAAGGGAUGAUUUUUUCGCCAUUUCCUUUGCAGAGAGUGAUUAAAGUCGGCAAUAUCUUCAGAAGAUCCUACAGCGAUGAUGAUAGCAUAAACAAAGAGCAGAGUCCUUUUUCGAAAGAACGGUUGGAGACAGAAUAAUCACAGAGAGUAUAAGAAAGAGUAAGAAAAUGGAUUUUUUAUUACACGCGCCAAUGAUCGUAAUACACAUGAAAAUAAAUGUUAAAAUAAGAAAUUCAAUAAGGCUGUAUCACUUUGUAUAAUUGGUCGAUCCUUGAAAUUAAUUAGUCUCUUAUCUGCUGCCGUUUAAUUCGUCAUUUGAUACGUAGUAACAAAAAUGUGCUAUAAUAGGAGCACUUUUAUCAUCGCGACAAGAUUUUUUUACAUUACGUCGCAAAAUUAUUGUCCUCCAUCCGUACUGCCAAAAGGACUACGCUGUUCACGAGAGAAAAUUAAUUUUGUAUUCGAUGCCCACAGGAAUGUUUUCAUUUCUCGCGGGUGCACCUAAGCCGCACCCCUCCACUAGUAAGAAAGAGAGAGAGAAAGAGAGCAAAUUAGUAUUAUUGUAGAUCUAAGAUAACAUUUUAUAUUAACGCUAAGAUACAUUUUGUAGUGGAUAGUGUCUUUAGUGCAUAAGGAUAGAUCGCGUGAUUCUGUGUAGACGCUUUGAAAGGAAAGAAGGGAGAGAGAGAGAGAGAGAGAAAGAAACAGGAAUACUUUAGAAGAGAAGACAGAAUACAGAGGGAAGCAAAAACAUUUUAUUUAGUGAAGUUAAGAAACAAGUUAGAUCAUGAAUCAUUUAAUUAGUACUCAAAGAAAAAAAUAACUAGAUAUUUCACGCGGAUUACAUGAUCUACGAACAUAUCUAGAGAGAGAUUAGAAUCUUACGACAGAGGGAAAGAAAAAAGUGCGAAAAAAAGAAAUCAAUAGCGUAAUGAUUAAUUUCUCCUGGAUAUUGUCAUACGUAGCUGCAGCUGACAAUUACAAUCGACCGUGAGAGCCGCGACGACGAGAAAUCCGUCUCUAGCGGAAGUUCUAAGAAAACCAUCUUCGGCGUUUAUACACAUAUGUUGAUUCUGUAUAUACAUAUAUAUAAAUAUAUUAUAUGUAUAGAGGUAUACACACACAUACACAAAGCGAAGAAUUGCGUAUACAUGAAACAUUACAUACAAUCGUAACACGCAUACAUUAUUAUGGGGUAGCAGGCAGAAUCGAAUAAAAUGGAAUAUGAUCUGCU